This is a messenger RNA of Uranotaenia lowii, 2348 nucleotides long. Its product is annotated as eukaryotic translation initiation factor 2 subunit 3-like. Lineage: Eukaryota; Metazoa; Arthropoda; Insecta; Diptera; Culicidae. Gene Ontology annotation, biological process: positive regulation of translational fidelity; formation of translation preinitiation complex. Gene Ontology annotation, molecular function: tRNA binding; protein binding; GTP binding. Gene Ontology annotation, cellular component: nucleus; cytosol; eukaryotic translation initiation factor 2 complex. The record is from RefSeq and is a predicted model, not a curated record. The transcript is spliced from 3 exons. Bases 168 to 2015 code for a protein of 615 amino acids.
UCGUAGCGGCAUGCAUCAUCAACGACCUACAAGAAAGAAGAAGUUCUUUUACAGUGAGUCGAAUUGGCAACACACAUCUCGCGGACAGUGGCCGUCGUGUAUUUCGGUGAUUUUCAGUGAUUUUAACCUAACAAAACAGCCAUCGGCAUCACGAAGAUAAUUGGAAAAUGUCUACGGGAGAACAGCAACAAACGCAGGCCACCACCGGGCAGCCACAUCUCCAGAAACAGGACCUUUCCCAGCUGGAUAUUACAACGUUAACCCCCCUGUCACCAGAGGUUAUUUCACGCCAAGCCACUAUCAAUAUCGGUACCAUCGGACAUGUGGCCCACGGAAAGUCCACCGUGGUGAAGGCCAUAUCCGGGGUGCAGACUGUGCGCUUCAAGAACGAGUUAGAGCGUAACAUCACCAUUAAGUUAGAGCGAUUAUCCGACGAGCAGAUUGAACUUUUGACAACAUCACCGAUAGAAUUGUCAAAGUAUAUGGAUAUGAUUCAAGAGAAAUACAAAAUCGAAAGAUCUCCCACGGCAAGUGGCAAAAGGCGUCGUUCAUCAUUUUCCAUUUCGCCAUCGGAAGGAAACCGUCUGAAGCAAGCUAAGGUUUCUAGCUAUUUUUUCCCCGCUGCAAACACAAAUACAGCUACUACAACCGAAUCCCCUACAAGUCGACCUCAAAAUAGGAAAUACUGCCCAAAACCCACAAAGGAUGGCGAAUACGCAGUAGAAAAUAUAAUAGAUUUGCAGGAAAUUUCCGAUGCGCCCUAUUUUCAAAUUAAGUGGCGUGGUUAUAGCGCCAAAAGUAACACUUGGGAACCAUUAAAUAACAUACGGACAUGCGAUUACAUUCACGAGUAUUUGCAGUUCCAGAUUGAAGAUUUCAAAGAAACUAUCGACGAAAUUUGGGCGGAAAUCAAAGAAACAGAGCAAUACAAAAAUGGAAUGGCGGCAUUCGAAGCCAAAACCUUUGACCAAAUUAUCAAGGAUUAUGAAAAGUUUGAUUCUUUGGCAUUUGACAGUAACCUGGUGCUUUUCGCUAAAAUUCGUUUGGCUGGAUCAAGGAAUAAACGAGUUUGGGAACGAUUGUUAAGCCAUUUAGGACAAGAAAUAUCGUAUCGGCGACGAGAAACCCAACUCAAAAAGAUGAAAGAAUUCGAACAUUUGCUUAAUGAACUGGAGCCUGGGAGUAAGAUUAUUGUCGAAAAUUUUGUGGAUCUAGAUGCCCCACCAGAAAAUUUUAAAUUCGUAAAGGAAAACUUCGCUGGCGAAGGUGUCCAAAUUCCAGAUGAUCCACCAUAUGGUUGUGAGUGUGAUCAGUGUGGAUAUCGCAGUGAAUGUUGUGGCAAAAUGGCUGGCUCUAAAUUUGCUUACACACAUAAGAAGCGUUUGAACGUUGCACCAGGGACGCCUAUUUACGAAUGUAACAAGAUGUGUAAAUGUCCUACUGACUGUUUGAAUCGCGUGAUGCAAAACGGUCGCAAAUUUAAUGUGACCCUAUUUAAAACAUCUAAUGGUCGUGGAUGGGGUGUAAAAACCAAUCAAACAAUUUAUGCAGGAAGGUACAUCACCGAGUAUGUUGGGGAAGUCAUCACGUUCGAGGAAACGGAAAAGCGAGGACGCGAAUAUGAUUCUGUUGGUCGGACUUAUUUAUUUGAUCUUGAUUUCAACGGUAGCGAUAAUCCAUAUACAAUCGACGCAGCUCAUCAUGGGAAUAUUUCACGUUUCAUCAACCAUUCGUGUGACCCGAAUUGUGGCAUUUGGUCAGUUUGGGUAAAUUGUCUUGACCCAAAUCUGCCACGGUUGGCGUUUUUCUCAAAACGUAAAAUAGAAGCUGGCGAAGAGCUCUCCAUCAACUACCAAACGCAAAUCAGCGAGGCCCGCGCGAUGGACGUAUGCCAGGAAAACGGUGAUUCUGUUACAGAAGCCAGUGAUGGCGGCCCUGGUAGAGGGAAACCAAAUCCUGAAAAUCUCACUGAAUGUCGUUGCGGUGCCGAUAAUUGCAAAAAAUAUGUAUUUUAGAAUAAUGACUUAAAUACGAUAAGAUAGAACUAAACAACAACGUGCUGCUUUUAUUCCUACAUUUGUCUUAUUUCUGUAAACUUUGUGGAUGAAAUAAGGCUCAGUAAAAUACAAAGUUGAAUUGAAUUUAGACCUGACAGAAUUAAGAAAAGGACAAAACCAAUGCUGCGCAGAAAAAAACGCUAUCAUUAACUAGCUUAAAUUUUGAGAAAAAAUAACACUGUCGCUUUGACAUCAAAUGUAGUCAUAAGAUAACGUAGAGAUUACAUCCUUACAGUUUUACUGCAUGGUGUGCUGAAAUAAAAUAAAAGUAUAGUACACUUGUUACUUCAA